AUGUCAGAUCGUAAAGUGCCCCCUUACAUUCUUCAGGAACUACCAGAUAUUACAGAAUGUGUGAAUUUUCCCAUAAAAAAUAUUCAACGCAUAAAGUACACAUGCUUUGAUAUAUCAAAAUCUUUAAUUGCAUUUGGAGCAACUAGCGGUGGCAUUUACGUAUUUAACAGAUGGCCUUGUGAAUUUAUACAACUUAUACCAAAUAAGGAUGGACCGAUUACUAGACUUGCUAUAUCUACCAAUGAGAAACAUAUCGGUUUUGCUAAUGGCAAAGGGAUGGUCACCGUAACAGAAUGUGACCAAACAUUAAGUAGAAAUUAUUCAACAGCUUCAUCCAAGGAACAUUUGGGUAAUGAAGUAACAUCCAUGAUAUGGAGUGGUUGUAUGCUCUUCACUGGUGAUGAUGUUGGAAAAAUAUCUAUUUUACAGCUAAACAGCUUUAUUACAAAAACUAUGUUCCAUGGCUCGUCUCAAACCAUUAUGAGUUUGGAUUCUCGAAUAUGUCAACUAGAUACAAGGGAUAGUAUGUUAUUAGUCUCAACAUUGACUAGAUGUUACAUUUGCAAUACAUCCCAAGAACAGUAUAGGCAAAUUGGACAGAAAUUGCGGGAUGGUGAAUUUGGGGCCUGUUUUGUUAUCACAGAGAAAUCUAUAACCAAUGGAAAGGCAGAAACUAACUUAGAAAUAACUGAAGUCAAGAAAUACAAUAUAGUCGACGAUGCCCAGUUUCUUGUCGGUGAUGAAUAUUCGAAUACGCUCAUGUACUGCGCAAGACCAUCGUCUAGAAUAUGGGAAGCCACAGUCGAUGGUAUGGUCAGACGGACACACCAAUUCAAACAAGUGCUAGCUAAACCGCCAAUGAAAAUAAUAAAUGUUGAGUCGUACGAAAAUGAAAAUGUGGUGAUCGAAAAUGAAAAGAAUACAUGCGAAGGACAAUCAGUCAAUUUCUCAAGAAUACACUCCAUGAAUGGUUCUGUAUUUUCAUUCAACAAGAAGGCAUUGUACUUUUUGAAUAUUGAUAAUGUUGAUGACACGGUUUGGUAUUCAUACGAUGACAUAAUUGAUUGCAGAAUUUAUCAUGACAUGUUAUAUGUAUGGCGAUCAAAUGGAUCCUUUGUUAGUCUGAAAUUUAUGAAAAUAGACAAAUUCCUAGUCAAAUGCUAUAUCGAUGAGAAGUAUGUACUGUGUGCGGAAUUGUGUGCCUUGUACAAGGAAUAUUUGCUGGGAAACAAUAUAUCAAUAAAAAUGCACAUUUUAGUAGGUUUAAGAGAUAAGUUAAAGAAUAACGGCCUGCUAUCGAGCGUAGAAGAAGUGUUAAUAAAGGUAGAAAAACUCAAAUCUAGCGAAGCGACGCAGUUGAAGUCUGGUAUAUAUGUGGUUGAUAACUCAUUCCAUACACAAUCAUUAUUAGACGAAGAUUUUGAUGCAAAACAUAAUGAUGAUAAUCUCUUCAAUACUCUGUCCCCAGAAGCGCUUCAAGCUUUAAAGGGAUUAGGUGUCACUGUGUCAGGCAAGUUUAAUUCCAGUAAGAAAAUUCUAAAGGAAAAAUGGGAAGAUUUUGAAGAGAAAAUGAAAAAUUUCAGCGACAGGAAUCAGGAUUUAUCCCCAAUCGGACAGGAUAAGGAGAAUACUCCUAAGUGGAUCACUCGGGAUGAAUACCCCGAUGACACCCCUAUUAUUAACGAUGAGAUCAUAUUUAAAGAAUCUAGUCAAGACAUUGAAAUAGACAAUAAUUUGCAAAGCAAAGAGGAUAAGUUUUGUAAAUUGCUAUACCAAUACUCCAGGUUAAGUCUAGUCAAUAAGGAAACGAAUUUAGCCUCAAUUAUUGAGGACUAUAGCUGUGAUAUUAAUGAGAUACACGAACUAAUGCUUUUGUUAGAACAAUACUGCAUCUCAGUGGGGGCAUUGGACGAUUCAAAAUUUGUGCCGAAUAACAUUUUCUUAACAUAUCUCAAUAUGUGUUCGAGGAGAAGUGAAUUAUUGGACUCGACAAUAAAAAAUGAGAUCCUGUAUAAGUAUUUUGUGAACUCUUGCAUAUCAGUGAACGUUAAGACUCAAAAGUUAAUGAAUAUAGGAUGUGAGUGCGGUUUCCCACUGCCAUACAUACGGACAAGUCAAAUGCCAGUAUUUUCUGAACUCAUUGAUGAAUUCAUUGAAAGGCAGUGGUCUAAUCAGACAAAGGAGCAGUGUUACGAGAUGUGCAAACGGAUGCCUUAUUUAUGGCGAAAGAUUUUGUACUUGAGACGGAAUGAGGAUUUGCUGCAUGUGCUGCGGAUAUUGCUGCAAAUGCUGGACGAAAAUCUCUUGCAUUCCUUCCUACCGCAGUUUACUUUGGAUACUUGGGACCGGGCUAUACAACUGUAUGCCACCCUACAUGCGAACAUAUGUUUGAAUUGUAAUAAGAAGUUUGAUAAUAUAUCUGUUAAGGACAUGUUAAGUUGGGACGACUUAGGCUCGUUGAUAAUUAAGUCUAUCGGAGGGAAGCACGCAAUUAAAAUAAUGAAGAAGCACGGAAAUUUAAUAGAUCGUGGUUCUCUCACUAUGAAGUUUUAUCAUACAUGUUUGUUGGCGUGUUUGUAUGAGAAGUAUGACGUCACAAUCACUAUCGUGUUAGUGGACGCUUUGUAUAGUGCAUAUGAAUUUGAUGAGUCACGACUAGAGGUCUGCAAGAUGUUACGACAUUCGUCAAACGGUCAAAUCUACAACACAUCUCUACCACUUAUAGUCGCAGCUACUUCACAAUCCUGGGGCCUAAAACACGUUAACGAUGAAAUAAAACUUAGCAAUACUCAAAUUAACAUAGAUAACGUUUUAACAAUAAUGGCGGAAACACAAAUUGCACUAGAUUGUUCUCUGUGUGGGUUGCCAUUACAAAACGAGUUUUUAAUCAAAGAUGGCGGACUUUGGGUUUUUAAGUGUGGUCACACUUUUCAUGGCGCUUGUCUCAUUUUGAAUAGGGUCAAAUUAUGUCCAUCUUGUGUCGUUGAUGUUUUGUGA
Messenger RNA from Leptosia nina, 2997 nucleotides. NCBI's taxonomy places the organism in Eukaryota, Metazoa, Arthropoda, Insecta, Lepidoptera, Pieridae. The record is from the annotation of a GenBank genome assembly.